GCUUUACGGUAUCUACUCCCAGAUAAUGUUACAUCUGUGUUGUUUGAUCUAUGCGCAUAUUUUAGAGAAGUAAGUGCAAAAGUUCUUUAUAUUGAAGAUCUUGAGAAGUUGGAGGAGAGAAUCAUAAUGACGUUAUGCCGUAUGGAGAUGAUAUUCCCGCCAGGAUUUUUUACUGUUAUGAUGCAUUUGGUUACUCAUCUAGCCACAGAGGCGAAAAUAGGUGGUCCAGUGUGCUACCGUUCAAUGUGGUUUGUUGAAAGGUAUCUAGGUAAACUCAAGUCAAAUGUCCGUAAUAGAGCUCAUCCCGCAGGAUCUAUAUGUGAAGCACAUUUGGCAGAUGAGGCCAUGGUGUUCUGUUCAAAGUAUAUUAUUGGUUUUGAGACAAAGCAUAACAUGCCUUCCCGGAACGAAGAUGGCGAGGAGUUGGUUGGCCAUCCUGACGUUUCACAAAGACCAACUUUAUUUCCUCAUGUUGGCGUACAACUUGGAAAGCCUAGAAAUUAUGUGAUGAAGAGUUUGGCUAAAGUACAGGCGCAUAGAUACGUCUUGUUCAAUUGUUCCAAAGUGAACUCAUACCUUAGAGCCCAUGCUGAUGAGGUCACCAGUAGGCGCAGAGUAAACCCAAAUACUCUCGAGAAGAUCCAAAAUGAGACAUUCCACGAGUGGUUCAAAGCUCAUAUAAAGAGUUUGGAGAAGAAAGAUAGCAUCGGUGGUGUUGAAAAUGAUAUUAGAUGGCUAGCUCGGGGCCCAGUUUCUGCAGCAAAAAGAUAUCGUGGUUUCAUCUCUCGAGGCUUCCGUUUUAGGCCCAAGCAUUUGGAUAAAGUGACACAGAACAGUGGAGUCAUGCUAACUGCAAAAACAUCUAGUUAUGCUGCAGCAGGAGAUGCAACUCCAGUUCUAGAUGAUGUGACGUACUAUGGGAGGGUAAUUGACAUCAUCGAGCUGAACUACUCCGGACAAUUUUCAGUGGUGCUGUUUGAAUGUGAAUGGGUUGAUGUAUUUUCUGAAGAAGGAAUGAAAAAAGACAAGUACGGCUACACACUUGUGAACUUCUCACAUCUGAUACACAAAGGAGAAAAGAUUGAGCAUGAGCCUUUUAUUUUCCCUAACCAGGCAGAUCAAGUGUUCUAUGUGGAAGAUGAAAUGAACCCAGGUUGGUCUGUGGUAGUGAAGCCACCCAAACCUAGAGAUUCAUAUGACACUGGUGACCUUGAAUCAGCAGCGGACAUAGAAUCUGAGCCAUUCCAUGUUUCCCACCUCGGGGAGAUGUUCAAAAAGAAAACAAAUGACCAACAUUGGGUUAGAACAGACAUCGAGGGAACAUUAGUGGAUGCUAAUAACAAUGCUCCGACCAACGAAGAGUAGGGGAAGUCAAUAAUUUAAUGACUUGGUCACUCAGGUACUUAAAAAAGGCAUGCAUGGGAGGGAGUAGCA
Brachypodium distachyon (stiff brome) is the source of this 1434-nucleotide messenger RNA. RefSeq lists its product as uncharacterized. The transcript has 5 exons. The record is from RefSeq and is a predicted model, not a curated record. Bases 127 to 1365 code for a protein of 412 amino acids. Lineage: Eukaryota; Viridiplantae; Streptophyta; Magnoliopsida; Poales; Poaceae.